Messenger RNA from Perkinsus marinus ATCC 50983, 156 nucleotides. RefSeq lists its product as hypothetical. The transcript has a single exon. The coding region runs from base 1 to 156 and encodes 51 amino acids. The record is from RefSeq and is a predicted model, not a curated record. NCBI's taxonomy places the organism in Eukaryota, Perkinsozoa, Perkinsida, Perkinsidae.
AUGUUCGCAGUGGCUGCCUUCUAUGCACUACUAGUGGUCGUCUGCUUCCUCAUGAGCUUUGGUUUCAAGUUCUUCUCCAAUUUGCCAGUGGCUGAGCUGGACCUCGACCAAAUGACAUGGCGAGCAGGAGCAGCCCUCAUGAAAAGAGUCAUUUAG